Messenger RNA from Lathyrus oleraceus (garden pea), 2055 nucleotides. RefSeq lists its product as uncharacterized. Lineage: Eukaryota; Viridiplantae; Streptophyta; Magnoliopsida; Fabales; Fabaceae. The record is from RefSeq and is a predicted model, not a curated record. The coding region runs from base 503 to 1792 and encodes 429 amino acids. Gene Ontology annotation, biological process: snoRNA localization; box C/D snoRNP assembly; maturation of LSU-rRNA from tricistronic rRNA transcript (SSU-rRNA, 5.8S rRNA, LSU-rRNA). The transcript has 6 exons. Gene Ontology annotation, cellular component: nucleus; pre-snoRNP complex.
GCCCCAUAAUCACUACCGCCUUGCCCUUGUUGUAUCAGAACAACUUGCUGAAGCACCCAACUCAACUUUCUGCAAAAACCAAAACCUCGCCGGAAACGCCGCCGAAAUUAGACGGCGCCCACCAGAAACUGUGUGAAGAAAUUUCAUCUUUUCCUCUUUCCAUUUUAUUUUAAAUGAUCUUAGUUCUUUGCAAUCUUCAUUGUAGCGAGCGCGAAACCGCGAUUUCAGCGAGUCGCGCCGUGUUGUUCUCGUGAAAUGCACGAGGCAGCCGCAAGCGCCGCAUCUGUCAUCUCUGCAGCGGCAGCGCCGCCGCCACGAUUAACUACGAACUACGUCUACUGUUUAAAAAACUCUGAUAUUGCUACUCUCUUUUAAUUAAAUUACGAUAUAGAUGCUUUUUCAGUGUUUCAAUAAUGGUGUGAUGAUCCUUGUUGCGUGAAACUUCGAAUUCAUUCACAACAAACCGCUUUGAAAGAGGGUUUUUUUGCUUGUAAGCAUAAACAUGUCUGCUUCUUUGUCCCAAAGAGAAGAACAAAUAGAGAAUGUUUCGAAUAGAACCAUUCCCAAAGUGCUAAUCCAAUGUGAAGAAUGCAAAUCUAACCCCUCAAAGUACAAGUGUCCAGGUUGCUCGAUACAAUCGUGCAGUCUUCCUUGUGUAAAAGCUCACAAAGUUCGGACUGGGUGUAAUGGCAAGAGGAACCAGACUCAGUUUGUUCCUAUUACACAGUUUGAUGACAAUAUCUUGUUAUCUGAUUAUAAUUUGCUGGAGGAAGUGAAGAGAGUGGCUGAAGUUGCUUCGAGAACAAGAACAAAGUUAGGCAUGUCUACAUAUCUUAAGUUGCCUCAUCCCCUCAAAAGCCUGCAAUAUGCUGCUAGAAGCCGGAGCACAAAACUAUUGUUUCUGCCUAAUGGAAUGUCAAAAAGAGAGAAUAAUCAAUCUCGAUUUGACGAUAGGAAGAAGUCUAUACAUUGGACAAUAGAAUGGCGUUUUCACCUGACAAAUAUUGUCUUACACGACCACGGAGUUCAUGAAGAUACAAGCUUUUGCACCAUUCUAGAGAAGCACCUCAAACCAGGUCCUUGGAAUCAUCAACUAAAGGAAUUUUGUGAUGACCAGGAUCAUCUCAAGCUCUUCAUUCGUAAAUAUCCAAAGGGUCCCAAGUCACCCUUCAAAGAAUUGGAUAUAAAAGCACCAAUCAGACAACAAUUGAAAAAUGUAGUCAUUUUGGAGUAUCCCGUUGUUUUUGUUUUCUUGCCGUCUCACACUAUCAAUUUCGAAGUUAUUAAGAAUGUCAUUCCUAGUAUGCCUAAAUCACCGCAGAAAGAUAGUGAAGUUAACCUAAUACCAGAAGGUGUAUCGUUCAGGGAAGAGGAGAUUGAAGAUGACAACAGCUUUGAUGAUCCUAAGGUUUUUGAUCUUAUAAAGCAUUCAGAAUCAAGUCCAUCACAUCAAGUGCUUACUGAAAAUAUUCUUUCCGAAAAAGCACCAAAUGAUUCAUUAGAUAUACCAGUGUUUGAAGGAGACGUUGAGAGAAAUCUUUCGCCCUCAUCUUUCAUAGACACGGAUUUACAACAAUUGUCUGAAUCUGGGAUGUUUGACUUUGAACAAGAUCUUAUGUAUGAUGAUAAUUCCUAUGAUCUUAUGUAUCAAUUCAAUCCCACAGUCUUCCCAGAUUUUGGUUGUGAAUUUGCAAAGAAAGAUGAAAACGAAAUAGAUGUGUUUGACGCCAUUAACAAGCUCCCUUUGGUAAGCCAGCCUGAGCAAUUGGAGGAAGGGGAAAUUCCCGAUUGAUUGCUAGCUAAAGCCACUUCUGCUGAAGAAUUGGGAAGUAAACGAGACCAGAUUAUCGUAUCUUUUGUUGUAAAGAUGAAGUUGCCGCUUUUUGUACAAGGUUUCGGGCAGAGUACAAAAGCUGAUGGCACUGGCCGCCUUCUCAUCACUUCAGAUCAAAUUUUGGUAUUGAAUUAUUUUAUUCUUGUUUGGUAACAUCCUUUUCGAGAGAAAUUGUUUAAAACAUAUUAUUAAUUUAGUUCAGCUUCAGUUACAUCUUUCAA